Condylostylus longicornis is the source of this 1129-nucleotide messenger RNA. Its product is annotated as aldo-keto reductase family 1 member B1-like. The transcript has a single exon. The coding region runs from base 112 to 1005 and encodes 297 amino acids. Gene Ontology annotation, molecular function: aldose reductase (NADPH) activity. NCBI's taxonomy places the organism in Eukaryota, Metazoa, Arthropoda, Insecta, Diptera, Dolichopodidae. Gene Ontology annotation, cellular component: cytosol. The record is from RefSeq and is a predicted model, not a curated record.
CACUUGUCAUUCAACGCUAAAGAAAAAAUAAAUACUUUUUUUAACUUUCUUAAAAUCUGGUUAUUAUAUUGUCUUAUCUAAAGGUUAACAAAUACAAUAUAAAUAAAAAAAAUGGCGUUAAAAUUAGCCCCAAAGGUUAAAUUAAAUGAUGGAAAUGAAAUGCCGGUUUUGGGUUUGGGAACUUGGCGUUCAUAUGAAAAUGAUGCAGAAUUUUCUGUUAAAUGUGCAAUUGAUUGUGGUUAUAGACAUAUAGAUACAGCAUAUGUUUAUGAAAAUGAAGCUGAAGUUGGUCGUGCUGUUCGAGCAAAAAUUCAAGAAGGUGUUGUCAAACGUGAAGAUUUAUUUAUUGUAACAAAAUUAGCUAGCCAUCAUCAUGAUCCAAAUGUAGUUGAAAAAGCUUGCCGUGAAUCAUUAUCUAAUUUACAAUUGGAUUAUGUAGAUUUAUAUUUGAUACAUUUUCCAGUUGGAAUGGAUUUUGAUUAUUUAGAUACAUGGAAAGCAAUGGAAAAAUUAGUUCCAUUAGGUUUAACGAAAUCGAUUGGUAUUUCAAAUUUCAAUAGCGAACAAACAAAGAGAAUUGUUGAAAAUUGUACCAUUAAACCAGUGACAAAUCAAGUUGAAUGUCAUCCCGGAUUUAAUCAACAAAAAUUAAUUGAUUUUUCUAAAAAAUAUGAUAUAAUAAUAACAGCAUAUUGCCCAUUAGCAAGGCCAAAACCUGAAAUGAAAUUACCAUCAUUUUUAUUUGAUGAAAAAACGGAAGCAAUUGCAUCAAAACAUGGAAAGACUGCAACUCAAGUUGUGUUAAGAUAUUUAAUUCAACAUGGUGUUGUGCCGAUUCCCAAAUCAGUAAAUCCACAAAGAAUCAAGCAAAAUUUUGAUGUGUUCGAUUUUGAAUUGAAUUCCGAUGAAAUGAAAGUUAUGGACAGUUUUAACACAAAACACCGUACAAUACCAUUUUCACAACUAAGAACAGCAAAACAUUUUCCAUUUAACAUUGAAUUUUAAUUAAAAGACAUAGGUAACAUAUAGUAGCAUACUUCAAAUAUGCAUUUCUAUGUAUUCGAUAAUUUUAAAAUUUAAUUUGUAAUAAAAAUACAGUUGAUCUAUUUUGUAUAAGGUAAUAUUCUUU